AUGCCGACAAACCUGGAUUCAUCAUCCUCCUUGGUUCGGCAAUCAUCAGGGACUACGAUGACAAAUAGCAAUAACAACAGCAGUGAAAAUGAUGGCCAAAACAAGAAUCAUCAACAUGGGUUGAGUGAUCAAUCACUUUUACCCAAUGGUGCUUUACGUCAUCAUCGGGAUGAAUCCGAUCACUGGUUUUGUCUUGUUAAACAAUUAGAUAAGCCUCCUCAAAUGAAAUUAACCAAUAUUUUCCAACAAUCAAAGAAUCAGGAUUUAUUUAAAUUAUUUCAACUCGUUACGAGUAAGAAGGAAAUAUUUGAAAAAUUUUGGAAUCAUGGAAACGUCGAUGAUAACAAUAUUUCUUCCUCAAUUGUAUCAGAAUUGUCAAUGAGACUUCGAUCUAUUUUAUAUGAUUCAUUUGUUACAAAUCAUGUGCUAUUUAAUAACGAUAUUUCACUUGCACAAUAUUCACAAUUUAGUGAAUUUCAUAGUUUGGAAAAUGAUUUUACCUUAUUAGAGGAAUCAAAAAGCGACACAAACAAAGACCGUGUUCAUCCAUCUGACAUGUUGAAAUAUCACUACAUCGAACAAGCAUUUAUUUCCAAUCUCUUUACUUUGCAAUCACCAAUCAAAGUGCAAUACGAUGACGAAAGCGUAGAAUUUUUAUCAUCACUGAAGGAUGCUGACGCAAUGAUGAUGCCACUUUCUGAAGAGUCGGGAGAAGAAGAUGUUUCAACACCCACUCAAAAAAAGCAGAAAAAGAAAAUCAUCACAACUACCAAGCAGACAAAGAAAAAACCAAAGCAUGAGCAUUCCUGGGUUUUGACAGGAAACUCCUCUCUAAUUGCUCUUUAUGAUGCCAUGUGGAAUGCAUUUUCAACAAUUCAUGAUAUGGAAGAUGCUUGGCCUUUCAGAAAACCAGUCACAAAGGCCCAAGCAAAAGAUUACUUUGACAUCAUUGAAAAACCUAUGGACCUUUCAAAGAUUUCCAAAAAAUUGGAAUCCUUGUCAUACAGAUCCAAGAAUGACUUUCGUGAUGAUUUCAAGCUCAUGUUCAGCAAUUGCAGGACCUACAACACAGAGCCUGGUAACAUUUACGUCACGGCUGCGGACAAUUUGGAAAAAACAUUUGAUUCCCUCUUUGAUUCCAUACCAGAUACAGUCGUUGACAGCGAACCUGUUGAUGAAAAUAUACCUACAACGUAUGAGAUUGAGGAUGAUGGAUGGAAUUUCAUUGAUAGUGAACUUUCCUCAAAAAUUGAGAAUACACUAGUGCUGCCUGCAAAGGAUCUUACAACAUACAAGGAGUUGAAAAACAAGCUGAAACAAGAAUCUCAAAUUUGUAACAAUAUUGAUAUUUUCGAUCGUGACCAAAGAUGGAACAUUCUGACACGAGACUUGAGAACUCCCUCAGUGAAAUUACGAGAGCAAAAUAGAAUUCCAAAACUUCAACGAGAUGCUUUGGGAGCUUUUUAUUUGGAAAAUAUUUCGAGUGAAACUAGGUGCAAUUUUCCAGAGUAUUUUUACACGGUGGCACUUCCUGACUAUGGAACCAAGUUAUCGAGCUCGUCGUUGAGAGAAAUUGCAUUUCACAUGAUUGCCAAAACUCCAUCGGAGGAUCGAGUCAAAAACCAAAUGACCCAAAUCAGCAAUCUAGGUUUUAAACUGGGAUUACGAGAUCGAUCCAUGAUCGCUCAAUUUUAUAAUCAGAGUGCACAAUUAACAAAACUUCAACACACCGUACAGACCAUGUUAAAAUGUUCCUAUGAAUCAGUCUCAGGCGAGUGUCAAACACCAACCACUCUUCUCUUUAAAAAAGGUGGCGCAGAACCUUCUACACCUAAAUCACCUGGUGGUAGAGCCUCUAGAUCCAGUAAGACAAUCACUGCUACCAAAUCACCACCAUCUCCUCAAGAUGAAGGACCAUUUAUUGGAUUCAAUUAUUCGAUUUCCAAUGAUUGCUUGCUAAAACAAAAUGUAGAUAAGAUUAUUCAAUUGAGAGAAAAGCGAAAGAGUUUGUUGGCAUCUUCCCAUAAGCGUCAAAAUGUGAAAAGUAGUAGCAGUAGCUCAAAGAGUACCGAAAGUAGUGCUACUGCUACGGAUACUACUAAUCGUUCUAUCGUGACUGGAAAGAAUGAAAUGUUACUAAGUCAGAAUGCAACCUCUGGAAAUGUAUAUGACGCUCUCACUUGCAUUACUUCAAUGAUACUUUGCCAUGAAGGUUUUGAAGGAGCAAAAUUAGGCGCUCUUAAUGUGUUGACUGAUGUGUUACGUUCUUAUAUUUCAUGUUUUGGAUUGGUGCUUUCCAAUAACGAUUUGGAAGGAUCACUCUCUGAAGAACAAGUGAUGAUGCGAGCGUGUGAAGAAAUGUUUGGCAGAAAUAUCAUUGUGGAAGAUUUGAAACAUUUAAAACAAAGUGUGGAGAGUAGCGUGGAUAUGGUGAGCUCUAAACUCAAAAUUGUUGAAACCAAGCUCAAUACGAGAACAAACAAACCAACAAAAACAAAAGGAGCUACGAAAACAAAAUUGUCUGAGGUACAGCCAGAGAAGCAGAAGGCAUCUACUGGUAGUGGAUCUCCAAACACAACAACAACAGUACCUGAAAAUACAAGUGAGGCAGCAGCAACUGGUGCUGAAAGCCAAAUCGAUACAAAGGAAGAAGAUGAGGAAGACAUUUUGCAACUGACCUCACCUGCUGGAAUAUUGAUGGAUGAAAAUCUCUCAGAUCAAGAAGUGACUGAUGCCGCAGGAAUGGCCAAGAAGCGAAGUCGUGACGUUUUUGAAGAUGAUGUUCCUUUAGAUGACUUGGAAGGCAUUUAA
Naegleria lovaniensis is the source of this 2811-nucleotide messenger RNA. RefSeq lists its product as uncharacterized. The transcript has 2 exons. Gene Ontology annotation, molecular function: structural molecule activity; protein binding. Bases 1 to 2811 code for a protein of 936 amino acids. Gene Ontology annotation, biological process: regulation of transcription by RNA polymerase II. The record is from RefSeq and is a predicted model, not a curated record. Lineage: Eukaryota; Heterolobosea; Eutetramitea; Acrasida; Naegleriidae. Gene Ontology annotation, cellular component: SLIK (SAGA-like) complex; SAGA complex.